This is a messenger RNA of Bactrocera tryoni, 518 nucleotides long. Its product is annotated as pupal cuticle protein Edg-78E-like. Bases 139 to 423 code for a protein of 94 amino acids. NCBI's taxonomy places the organism in Eukaryota, Metazoa, Arthropoda, Insecta, Diptera, Tephritidae. The transcript has 2 exons. Gene Ontology annotation, molecular function: structural constituent of chitin-based larval cuticle. The record is from RefSeq and is a predicted model, not a curated record. Gene Ontology annotation, cellular component: chitin-based extracellular matrix.
UUUGUAUAUAUGUUCAUACAUAUGUACUCAUACAAAUCUUGAUUUUUAAUAAUAUUCAAUUUAUAAUUUGCGCAACGAUGAUAACGAUUCUCAGUUGAUCUUGCCAACUAAGAGGAAUAAUACCUAUUGAUUUGAAAAAUGCUUAAAUAUUCGUAUGUUUUGCUACUAGUUCUCGUGGGGGCUGUAGCCGCUAAUGAGCAAGAUGUCCAGGCAGAGUUAAAAUCGAAUUACCGCGAAAUUGAUGCUCAAGGACAUUUCAACUAUGGAUAUGAGGCAACCAAUGGAGUGGAAGCUAAAGUACAGGGCGAUGUUAAUGGAAUUCAUGGUGAAUAUUUUCUUCCCGGUGAAAAUGGUGAGAAGGUACGGGUAACUUAUACAGCCGAUUCAACUGGUUUUCAUCCAAACGUUGAGAAGAGCCCUUGAAAGUAGAUUUCGAAUAGAUUCUAUUUCAAAACAUAAAUGUAUUCUAUAAAUUUUUUAUAUACACAUUUAUCUAAUAUAACUUGAUUACAAUUAAA